This is a messenger RNA of Harmonia axyridis, 1444 nucleotides long. It is a transcript of the gene stx, whose product is annotated as midnolin homolog. The transcript is spliced from 5 exons. Gene Ontology annotation, cellular component: nucleus. The coding region runs from base 1 to 957 and encodes 318 amino acids. NCBI's taxonomy places the organism in Eukaryota, Metazoa, Arthropoda, Insecta, Coleoptera, Coccinellidae. The record is from RefSeq and is a predicted model, not a curated record. Gene Ontology annotation, molecular function: protein binding.
AUGGAAAACAGUUCACAACCAACUACAAAUUCUGUAAAUAAGGGGUGUGGUCCAAAUACUCGAAUAUCUAUACAUGUAAAUCCCACCACAGGGGGCGAUUUCUACCUCACCGUCGAAAACGACAUAACAGUGGAUAAUUUCAAGAAAUUAGUGUCUAAAAGGCUCAAAGUCUCUAGGGAUAGGAUAUCUCUACUUUUCAGAGACAAGCAAUUACAAAAUGGAAAUUUGAUUCAAAAUGGAAUUUCUGACGGGUCCAGAGUAACUUUACUACCUAAUGUGGAAACAGGAUUGAUAGCACAGAGACCUGAAAUAGGUAUUAUGCAAGCCUUAGAAUCUCUAAAUGAUACCCAGGUAAACGAGUUCCUUUGUGGGAAGGCCCCCUUAAAUCUUAGCAUGCGUCUAGGGGAUCAGAUGAUGCUUAUCCAGUUGCAGCUCAGUACAGUUUCAGGUGCGAAACCCCCAGCUACUCCGGGUACUCCACCACCUCCUAACCCUCCAAGUCUACUUCAGGCGUCCAGAAACUUACAACAUACUUUAAGGAAGUUAUCGACUGAUGUAUUUUCGGGCAGGGAUAGAGGACGCAGGGAGAGCGUCUAUUCGGGCACAUUCAGCGGAGCGCUAAAUCCAGCAUUACAAGAUACCAAGGGAAGGCCACGCCGUGACGUAGCAACAAUAGUCCAUAUCCUAAAUGAUCUCCUGUGUUCAGUACCUGAAUUCAGACGAAUAUCGAGACGGAGUGGAUGUGAAGAGUCUUGCAGUACAAGUAACGAUACCAACAACAAUUUUGAAGAACCUUCAGGAUCCGGUCAACCUGCAAACGAGGAUCAAAAUUCCCGAACGAGAGGAAAACUGGAACAGUUGCGUCUUGUAAUGGGCGAGAAAAGGGAGCGUCGACGUCAACGCAAACAAAAACCCUAUUCGUUGCCUUCUAGUGAUAGUGACACAGUAAUUGCGUAAACUACCUUUACCCCAGACUAUUAAUUUCGGUUUUGCUUCAAUGUUGGAGAUUUGUUGUUGAAUUUUUCUUACAAGUUCAGAUGGAACUUUUAAACAUUAAAUAAUUCCAGUUGGUGGAACAUUUAUUCAGCUGCAAGAAAUGUAUUGCAGUUUUAUCAUUAAUUAAUUUUGAAAUGUGGUCGACAAAUCGAACCAUAUUAGAGUUCAAUAUAAAACAAAGUAUUUCCCAUAACAUAAAAUUUUCACUUGAAAACAAAGAAAUCUGUCCACCAACUGGGUUUCUGAUUUUAUCAAUGAUUUGCAGUGUCUGCUGCAGUGGAAAAGUAUUUUAGUGUGAUUAUCCAAUAGAAUUUGACAGGUUAUGUGUAAUAUCAGAAGAGUGGAGAAAGAAAUUAUACAUUUAAAGCAAUAUUUUUUAAGAUCAAUAAUAAUUGUUCACUUUUGAUUUUUCAUAUGGUUUUUAGAUUAAAUUAAAGUUAUGGGCUGA